AUGGUUGAAUCUGCUAAAUCCUGUCCAUAAAUAUAAUGCGAUGACUAUUUAGGUUAGGAUGUGUGUUUUUUGCACUCAGCCUCUAAUCCAGUUACUUUUGUCAGAUUUACUUAGUGUGAGGAUCAGAAUAAAGUGUGCUAUAUGGGAGAGAACUACGCUUGGCUAGAUGCUUAGAAAUAAUUUUACAAUUCAGGGACUAAGAUUCAGAAUUCCUAAAUUUAUAUGAAAAACACUCAAGGGAGAUGCAUGAAUGUGAAUGAUUUCAGAAAUGAACUUCUUCCUGGGAGAAACUGUUCCUAUGAUACUCAGUGCUUAAGUGGAACUUGCAAUUCAGCUGGGGUAUGUUCAGGAAAAGCUAUUAAUGAACCCUGCGCUGAAAAUAGUGAAUGUGAGAUAAACCUAGCUUGUAUUCCUUCUAAAACCUUCCCUUGGUAGACUAUCUGCAGGAAAUACUUGUAUGAAGGAGAUUCAUGUGAGAAUGAUUAUCAAUGUGGUAUCAACAUGAUUUGUACUCCUCCCAAUUCAACAGCUUCCUUCAACGAUGCAAAUGUUUGCAUGAAAAAAUAUGAUUUAGUGGAUGGGUCCGUAACUGGCUAUAAAAUAUAUAAGAGUGAUGUGUAUUCUGAUUCAUUGAGAAAUGGGUUGAAGUGUAGAUCAGGAAUUUGUAGAAUGAGAACAGCUACAGAAUGCUAAUGCUUUAGUAUUGUAAAUGUUACUACUGACUAUGGACUACAGAGUGACUCCACUUUCUAUAAAUGCACAGCAAUGAGUCAAUACAAUCACUGCCAAUACUACUACGUUCAUGAUGAAGAUAAUGAUGGGGUACAAAAUCUAGGUUAUCUUAGAAUGAAUUGUCAAUGCUCAAUGGAUGGUAGUGUUGGAUACUGCCCUAUGCCUGGAUAAUCUAAACUUAUUGAAUAUAUUAGCAUAAUGAAAAUAUUAGAUACAUAUGCAGUUAGCUGUCAUUCAUUAGAUAGAUAUAACCUUGAGGCGUAGAUGGAGUGUGGAAUUGGAAAGUAAUACUCAAACAUUGAAAACUUAAGAGAUGAGCUAGAGAUUAUAUUUAGAUUCGAAUAUUGGCCAUAUGCUUAAUAUCAAAGCUAAAGAUCAAUUAUACAUCCAUGUUUAAAUAAAGGUCAUUCAGAAAGUCCCAUUAAUAUCAUAAGGCAGACCAAUAUAUUAAGGAAAUUAUAUAGCUCAUCUUCAAAUAUACAAUGA
Molecule: messenger RNA, 1218 nt
Organism: Stylonychia lemnae
Lineage: Eukaryota; Ciliophora; Spirotrichea; Sporadotrichida; Oxytrichidae
Source: the annotation of a GenBank genome assembly